Messenger RNA from Vitis vinifera (wine grape), 805 nucleotides. RefSeq lists its product as uncharacterized. NCBI's taxonomy places the organism in Eukaryota, Viridiplantae, Streptophyta, Magnoliopsida, Vitales, Vitaceae. The coding region runs from base 99 to 737 and encodes 212 amino acids. The record is from RefSeq and is a predicted model, not a curated record. Gene Ontology annotation, cellular component: nucleus. The transcript has 7 exons.
ACGUAGUUUUGAUUUGGGUGCUCGAUCGCUGAGGAAAGAAAGCCGGAAGGGCUUAGAACUGAAGGAAGUUGGUGUGUUUGGAGGAGGAAUUGGUUGGGAUGGACGAAGAAACCUCUAGUCUUCCUCCAAUGAGGUUGAUGAAUUUCAUCUCCGAGGAGCAGUUGGAUGAAUCUAAGAAAGCAAGGGGUGAACGAGCAGAUGACGGCACUGCGCAGAGGGAUAGACCCCUCUUCGAGAUAUUAAAGGAGAAUAAGGACAAGCGAGAUGCCGAAUUUAAUGAGCGGUUCAAGCACAGACCGCCAAAAGCUUUGGAUGAAGAUGAGACUGAGUUUCUUGAUAACCUGGAGAUGUCAAGGAGGGACUAUGAACAGCAAAUGGCAGAAGAAGAAGCCCAACAGCUCCGUAGUUUCCAGGCAGCAGUGGCAGCACAGUCUACCAUUGUACAUGAACUGAAGGAUACACCCCCUGCUCCUAAAGUCCAGGAGCAGAAACCAGUUGUCAGGAAGAAUCCGCCUUCUCACCGGUUAGGUAUGAUUAUCAAAGUCAAGCCACAAGCCAAGAAAGCGAAGGUGGAUCCAGCAAACUCAGAAGGGUCAGAAAUUGUGAAAACACCUAGCAUUGAUACAGAAAAACCUUCAGACCUGGAGAAAAAAUAUAGUGUUGAUACUGAUGAGGCCCAUGAUGUACCUGCAAACGGUCUGGUUUCAUACAGCGAUGAAAGUGAGGAAGAUGAUUAAUAAUUUCAGUAGAGACUAGUAUUGUUUUCAGAAAGAACUAAUCAUAUAGUCUAAAUUUAUUCUCGUAA